This is a messenger RNA of Ustilaginoidea virens, 861 nucleotides long. RefSeq lists its product as uncharacterized. Gene Ontology annotation, biological process: 'de novo' IMP biosynthetic process. The record is from RefSeq and is a predicted model, not a curated record. NCBI's taxonomy places the organism in Eukaryota, Fungi, Ascomycota, Sordariomycetes, Hypocreales, Clavicipitaceae. Gene Ontology annotation, molecular function: formyltetrahydrofolate deformylase activity. The coding region runs from base 1 to 861 and encodes 286 amino acids. The transcript has 2 exons.
AUGCCCCACGAAAGCGACUUCAUCCUCACGCUGUCGUGCCCCGACAAGCCGGGCAUCAUCCACGCCGUCACCGCCGUCUUUGCUUCCCACGGCCACAACGUCCUCGACCUGCAGCAGUUCAGCGACCCCGUGUCCAAGAGCUUCUUCAUGCGCGUGCACUUUGCGCCCCGGGAGGGCGUCGCCUCCGCGGAGCACCUGGUCGGCCCGUUUGACGCCCUGACCGGCCAAUACGCCAUGGCGUACGACAUCCGGCCCGUCGCGCGCCGCAUGAAGGUGCUCAUCAUGGUGUCCAAGAUUGGGCACUGCCUCAACGACCUGCUGUUUCGCAUGAAGGAGGGGCAGCUGCGCAUCGAGGUGCCCGUCAUUGUGUCCAACCACGCCGACUACGAACCCCUCGCCAAGUCGUACGGCAUCGAGUUCCACCAUCUCCCCGUGACAAAGGACACCAAGGCGCAGCAGGAGGCGCGCAUCCUCGACCUCGUCAAGCAGCACGGCAUUGAGCUCGUCGUCCUCGCGCGCUACAUGCAGGUCUUGUCGCCGACCCUCUGCGAAGCCAUGUCGGGCCGCAUCAUCAACAUCCACCACAGCUUCCUGCCGUCGUUCAAGGGUGCCAAGCCCUACCACCAGGCGUACGAGCGCGGCGUCAAGAUCAUUGGCGCGACGGCGCACUUUGUCACGGCCGACCUGGACGAGGGGCCCAUUAUCGAGCAGAGAGUCGCGAGGGUCGACCACGGCAUGGACGCCAAGGAGCUGGUCGAGCAGGGAUCCAAUGUCGAGAGCCAGGUUCUGGCUGCGGCCGUGAGGUGGUAUGCCGAUAGAAAGGUGUUUUUGAACGGGUCGAAAACGGUUGUGUUUGGGUAG